GUGAAUUUGGCAAUGAGACAAUGUUUUGAUUUUUGACAACAUGUGUUACGAUUGUUUAGCGAACUUCUUAUCAUUCGUAUAUGCAAUUUAAAAUAUAAUCUGUAAGUUAUUUGUCCUCUCUGGAACAAGAUGACAUGGAAAUCUUACAGUUAUAUACCAAUUAAAAUAACUGUCUUAGCGACAGCUGCUGCUUAUUUUUUGUAUAAAUUUUCAAAAUCUGUUUUUCGUGAUGAGGUGAAUAACAAAGUAAUAUUAAUUGAUAAUGUCCAAAAGUGGAAUUCAUUUGAAGCGGAGAUUUUGGAAACUUUUAGAAAAUCUGAAGUAGUGGGUAUCGAUUGCGAAUGGGUGACUGCUGACGGUAAAAGAAAGCCCAUUUCCUUAUUGCAGUUAGCGAAUAAAGAAGGCUUUUGUGUAUUAAUCCGUUUAUCUCGUAUACCAGUUUCGCUUAUACCAAGUGGUUUAGCAGAGCUUUUAGAAAGUAACAUUAUUCUGAAAGUUGGUGUCGGGGUAUACGAAGAUGUCCAAAAACUGUUUCACGAUUAUUGUUUGGAGGUGAACAAUUUUCUUGAUUUGCGUUAUUUGGCUAAGGAUUUAAAGGAAUUGCAAGGAAAAAACUUGGGCUUGAAAAGCCUGGGUAAUGAAGUUUUGGACUUAGAUUUAAAUAAAAACUACUCUUUAAGAUGUAGUAACUGGGAUGCUGUUACGCUAACUACUGACCAAAUAAAAUAUGCAGCUGAUGAUGCUAUAGUAGCUGCAAAAAUAUAUUCAGAGUUAAAAAGGAGAAAAAACCGUUGGCCGUUUCCGCUUAUUUUAAAUGUGGAUGAUGAAAUACAAUCAUUUAUUAAUAUACCCUUUAAACAUAAUUCUGCUAAUAAUAAUAAAAAACAGAGAAAUUUAUCGUGUUCUUUGCCCAAAAGCAAAGGAAGAUACAGCAAACCUCGCAAAAAAUCUAUGUAUGAUAACUGCCAGCUUGUAGCACCAGAUGGAGAAUUACUUUGCAGUUGUGAUAGAAGUAAAGCAGAAUGGUAUGUUAAUAAAAAUUUAGGUGAAGUUAUAAAUGAGGAUCCUUUUACUGUCCGACUUAACUUUGAACCAUCUGGCCGACCAAAAUUAGAUAAUGUGUUUUACACAAGAGAGAAGCUGAAUUGUUGUGUAGUGUGUGGUGCAACUGAAAACUUUCAUUGUAAGCAUGUUGUACCUUCUGAAUAUAGAAGAUAUUUUCCUGAUCUUAUGAAGAAAAACUUAUCUCAUGAUGUUCUUUUAUUAUGUGUUGAUUGCCAUAAGCAAAGCAAUAUUUUAGAUCAACAUUUACGUAACAAAUUGGCAAAAAUGUGUGAUGCACCCCUUGGAACUGCAAAAAAUGCUAAAUACCAAUUUAACCCUCCUUUAGCCAGGAUAAAAUCUGCUGCUACUGCCUUAUCUCUUGCAGGGGAUAAAAUACCCAUUCCACGUAAACAAGAAUUAGAAAAAGUUAUAUUAGAUCAUUUUCAGGUUACGGUUUUGACUGAAGAAGUUUUAGCCGAAGCUUGCAAUAUUGAUGUGAACUUAAAAAAUGAAUCAUUUGUACCUCAUGGUUUGAAAGUGUACGAAUAUUUUUGCAAAAAUGGUGGUAUAAUUCAGCUUGAAAAACUGUGGAGACAGUAUUUUUUGGACACUAUGCAGCCUAAGUUUUUACCUGAUAUGUGGUCAGUCGAUCAUAAUCAUGUAAGAUUGGCUCUUCAAGUUGUGAAUCAUGAGCGGGAAAUAGAUUUUGAUGUAUCAAUACUUGGUAUUAGUCCAGAACUUUUGACAAAAGCUGAAUGCAUUCAGGAACAAUAGCAUUCAAAUACAUCACAGAUAUCAAAACUACUUUUAUAAUUUAAAAAUUGUUGACUGUUGAUUAUUGAAGAAAGGUAUACAUAUAUAUUAGGAGCAUUACUAUUAGUUUUGAUAUAAUUGAUAUUAAAUAUCAUGUUGAAUUGCAAAUACCUGAAGCCUAUCUGAAUAUUUGAAAAAUCUGAAGAUAGGAUUAUCUACCCUUUCUUUUUUAACUAUGCAUUUAUUGUAAUGCAAGUGAUCGAAUUUUAUUUUUUUCAUUUUUGAUGAUUUAGUAAAACCACAGUUAUGUGUAAAUUUUAAAAAUAUUUUUAUUUUCAUGAAAUAAAUACAAAUUUUUUAUGCCAAAUUAAAUAACAAAAUUCAUGCAUCAUUAUGAAUUUUUUAAUUAAAUAAUGCACAUAAUUUAUUUCUGUGUAACAAAAAUUAUACUAAGACAUUAUUUUAUUAAUAUAAUUUCUUCCUAAAUAAACAACUGCCUCAUAGUAACUGUUUUUCCAUUGAUACAUAUAGUCUACAUAUUUCUUAGCAUUCUGUCAUUAUUUAAAUUAAUUGAGUUGCUUCUUAAAAGCACAAUCAUAAGGUAUUAUUUUAUAUUUAUGGGGUUGGCAAGAAAGUAAUUUUGCUUUUUUAGUGUGAAAUAAAACUCAAAUUUUUGUAUACAAAAAGUGAACUUUAAUCAUUCUCAUAUUUUCCAUUCUGUUGGAUGACCGUUUAGCUAUCUUUCUGAUAAUUUCAUGAUUCCAUGCUCACAGAACUUCUGUUUUCUAUCAGCAAAAAACCCAAUCAAGUGCAAUUUGAGUUCAUUAUUAUUAUUGAAAUUUUACCAAA
Messenger RNA from Stegodyphus dumicola, 2646 nucleotides. RefSeq names its product Exonuclease 3'-5' domain-containing 2 (gene Exd2). The record is from RefSeq and is a predicted model, not a curated record. Gene Ontology annotation, cellular component: nucleus; cytoplasm. Lineage: Eukaryota; Metazoa; Arthropoda; Arachnida; Araneae; Eresidae. Gene Ontology annotation, biological process: nucleobase-containing compound metabolic process. Gene Ontology annotation, molecular function: 3'-5' exonuclease activity; nucleic acid binding.